CAGAACAGGUCGGACAAGACAAGACACUCUCACCUGCUGAUCACCUGGCAGGGACUGAGGGCUGUAAAGGAGUUCAGUCACAUAGCACUACUUUCAUUAAUAGUGUAUGUGAUGAAUAGCGGAGUGUAUAUUAAUAAGACUCUUUGUUAUUCAUUAGAAACGCUAAUGUUUUAUUUGAUUAGUCUAAGGUGGUGGUGUGUCUUUGCUGUGAGGACGCCCCCCAUCACCCCUUCGUCCCCCCCACCACUACUUCUACCACUACAACUGAUAAAACAAGAAUGAACACUAAAAUGAAGCUCAAAAAAAAAAUAUAGAUGAAGAAAGAAAGUGGUAAAUGACUAAGAGUCCUGCUUAACUCUUGCACUGGGGAAGUGUACAUAGUGGUGAAUGAGAUAACUGGUUAAAUCUUGCUUGAGAGACGUAGAGAAAUUAGUGGUGAAUGAUUGAGAGUACUGGCUAACUCUUGCAUCAGGGAGGUUGACAGAAUAGUGCUGAAUGAUUGUGAGUACUGCUUAACUCUUGCAUCAUGGAUGUUGACAGAAUAGUGGUGGAAGAUUGAGAGUACUGGUUAACUCUUGCAUUAGAGAGGUGGACAGAAUAGUGGUGAAUAAUUGAGAGUACCUACAGGUUUACUCUUGCAUUAGAGAGGUGGAGAGAAUAGUGGUGGAAGAUUGAGAGUACUGGUUAACUCUUGGAUUUAAGAGGCAGACAGAAUAGUGGUGGAAGAUUGAGGGUACUGGUUAACUCUUGGAUUAAAGAGGCGGACAGAAUAAUGGUGGAAGAUUGAGGGUACUGGUUAACUCUUGCAUCAGAGAGGUAGAGAGAUUAGUGGUGAAUGAUUGAGAGUACUGGUUAACUCUUGCAUCAGGGAAGUUGACAGAAUAGUGCUGAAUGAUUGAGAGUACUGUUUAACUCUUGCAUCAUGGAUGCUGACAGAAUACUGAUGGAAGAUUGAGAGUACUGGUUAACUCUUGCAUUAGAGGGGUGGACAGAAUAGUGGUGAAUGAUUGAGAGUACUGGUUAACUCUUGCAAUAAAGAGGUGGACAGAAUAGUGGUGAAUGAAUGAGAGUACUGGUUAACUCUUGCAAUAAAGAGGUGGACAGAAUAGUGGUGAGUGAUUGCAUUAGGGAGGUUGACAGAAUAGUGCUGGUUAACACUUGUAUUAGAGAGGUGGACAGAAUAGUGGUGAGUAAUUGAGAGUACUGGUUAACUCUUGCAUCAAGAAGGUAGACAGAAUAGUGCUGAAUGAUUGAGAGUACUGGUGAACUCUUACGUUGGAGAGGUGGACAGAAUAGUGGUGGAAGAUUGAGAGCACUAGGUAACUCCUGUAUUAGAGAGGUCGACAGAAUUGUGCUAAAUGAUUGAGAGUACUAGUUAACUCUUGCACUGGAGGUGGGUAGAAUAUUAGUUAAUGAUAGAGAGAACUCUUGCAUGAAAGAGAUGGACAGAAUAGCGAUGAGUGAUUGAGAGUAUUGGCUAACUCAUGUAUCAGAAAGGUAGAAAGAAUCGUGGUGAAUGAUUGAGAGUACUGAUUAACUCUUGUAUCAAAGAGGUGGACAGAAGAGUGGUGAGUGAUUGAGAGUACUGGUUAACUUUUGCAUCAAGGAGGUAGACAUAAUAGUGGUGAAGGACUGAGAGUACUGAUAAACUCUUGCAUUAAAGAGGGAGACAGAACAGUGGUGAGUUAUUGAGAGUACUGGUUAACUCUUGUAUCAGGCAAGUGGACAGAAUAGUGGUGAGAGACUGUGAGUACCAGUCAUGGGCUGUACAGACUGGAAAAGGAGAAAAGACUGGUACCUCAAGCUCAACACAAAACACUGGCCAGCUUUGUGGCUCGGCAUGUCAACCUAACCUGACCUGACCCAGCCUAGAAGCUGUGUGUGUCCCACAAGUGUGUCAUAGAACACCAAUAUGGCCACCACCACCACCACCACCAUUGUUGCUGCUGCCACCACCACCAGCACCACCACUGCUGCUGCUGCUGCUGCUGCCACCACCACCACCACCACCAUGGCUGCCACUAUUGCUGCCACUGCCGCCGCUGCCGCCACUAGUGCCAAUGCCACUAUGACCAGCUUGGCAGUGGAGGUGGCAGGUGAUGUGGGUGUGGGUGUGGUGGGCAAGUUUGAGUGUGAUAAGUGUGGUGUUGUGGUGGCCAGCAAGAGUCAGUAUUUGCAGCACACUCUGUCUCACCUUGGGCUCAACGUGCACUGCUGCGGCGAGUGUGGCAAGAUGUUUCAGCGGGCUCACCAGCUGCGGCAACACUCGGUGAUGCACUCUGGGGUAAAGCUGCACCAGUGUGGGGAGUGUGGCCGGCGGUUCGGCAGCCGCAGCAACCUACUGCGACACAGAGAGCUGCACAGUGGUGAGCGGCGCCAUGAGUGCCAGGCCUGCGGCAGACGCUUCAGACAGAAGGCCAACUUGAUGCAGCACGUGGCCACACACUCAGGAGUGAAACGCUUCUGCUGUGAGGAGUGUGGGGAGCGGUUCUCCCGCCGCAGCACACUGACGCAGCACCAGGCCCUGCACAGUGGCUACAAACGAUUCGGGUGUGACCACUGUGGCAAGCGGUUCAACCAGCGGGUGUGUCUGCUGCGUCAUCUGGCAUUGCAUGGGGAGUCGAGGCGCUUUGUGUGCCCGGAAUGUGGUGCUGGCUUCCCCAGCGUGAGCCGUUACAGGGACCACUGCAACCAGCACAACAGCCUCAACAAGCACCGCUGUGACCAGUGUGGCAAGGCAUUCAGCCAGAAGGGCCACCUCACCCGCCACAUCCUCUCUGCACACAGUCUGGUGCGUCCUUAUCCCUGCACAGCGUGUGGCCGGGAGUUUGCUGUCCGGAGCAGCCUACAGCGCCAUACUGCCAUCUGCCCCGCCCUCAGGACCCACCGCUGCCACUGUGGCAAGUCCUUUGCUGCCGCCACAGACCUGGCCCAACACACCGAGGCACACCACCAUGGCCAGCCCCUCUACUGCACACAGUGUGGCCACUGCUGCACUAACCCCCAGGAACUGCAACACCACACAGACCAACACCACCGGCGCAGUGCAGCACCCACCACUGCCAAAGCAUUGGACAGCAGCACUCCUACCACUGCCACCACUGCAGCAGAUGGCAGCCCUCCUACUGCUACUGCUCCUGCCGCCACCACACCAGUGGAGUACCGGUGUGAAGAAUGUGGCAAGAGUUACUCCGGCAAGAGCAACCUGACAAGGCACCAGCUGGUCCACAGUGGGCUGAAGCGGUUCGGGUGUGACCAGUGUGGCAAGACCUUCACCCAGAAGGGCCAUCUGCUGCAGCACCUCAGCACACACAGCCGCACAAAGGCCUUCCAGUGCCACCUGUGUGCCAAGACGCUCACCAGGAAGGACACCCUCAUCAAGCACCUCAACACCCACACUACCACCACCACUGGCAGGAGGCGCAAGGGCCGCCCACCCACCGCCAGGAAGGACACACCUGCCAUGGAGGAGCCCUUGCACAGCAGCAACAGUGUUCCCCUGCAGUGCAGUGAUGCAUCACCCCACACUGCUAAAUACACCAACAGUGGCACUACCGGUGGCAGUGGUAGGAGGCGCAGGGACCACCCACCCAUCAGGAAGGAGACACCAGCUGUCAUACCUGACGUGGAGCACAGCGAAAGUGUUCCCCCGCACCACAGCGACACUGUUCUCCUGCACCACAGUGACAGUGUUCCCUCGCACCAUAGCGACAGCGUUCCCCCACACCACAGCGACAGUGUUCUCCCGCACCACAGUGACAGUGUUCCCCCGCACCACAGCGACAGUGUUCCCCUGCACCACAGCGACAGUGUUCUCCGGCACCACAGUGACAGUGUUCCCUCGCACCACAGCGACAGCGUUCCCCCGCACCACAGCAACGUUAUUCCCCUGCACCACAGUGACAAUGUUCCCCCACACCACAGGGACAGUGUUCCCCCGCACCACAGCAAAAGUGUUCCCCCGCACCACAGUGACAGUGUUCCUCCACACCACAGCGACAGUGUUCCCCUGCACCACAGCGACAAUAUUCCCCUGCACCACAGUGACAGUGUUCCCCCGCACCACAGCAACAGUGUUCCCCUGCACCACAGUGACAGUGUUCUCACGCACCACAGUAAUAGUGUUCCCCCGCACCACAGUGACAGUGUUCCCCCGCACCACAGCAACAGUGUUCCCCCGCACCACAGCAACAGUGUUCCCUCGCAUCACAGUGACAGUGUUCUCCCACGCCACAGAGACACUUCACCCGAUAGUGCUGACCACCACACAGACAGUGACACACAUGCUGGCACUGACACAGCCCUGGAACACACCAGGAACUUGCUGGAUGGCACCUACACAUCGCAACACUCUGACAACACUCACACUUCACCGCAACACUCCACACACUCAACAGACAAUGACAAGAAGCUUCUACAUAUAUGUAACUCUAUGGCUAGCGAUAGCGACCCACAGGCACCUCACACAAACUCUCAACACCACACACACUCCCUCAAAAACAACAGUGACAAUACCAUUGCUUCACCACACCACACCACCAUGGAGGAACACCACCAGCUUCCACACAGUGUUUGUCAUCCUUAAAGAUGGCUACUAUGUCUCCUGCACCCCCACACCGCCUUCCACCUCCACCUGAUGCCACCACCAUUCCACCACCACCACCACCACCAUUUAGAACAAACACUUAUAUAGCAGGACCAGUAAGAACAACAUUACAAUAAAUAGAUAAAUAGAUAUGUAAAAGGAAAAACAAGAAAAAUAGAAAGAAAGUAAAUAAAACAAAAAGAAGGGGGAGAAGAAAGAGAUGAAAGGAAAAAUUAAAGAAAAACAAGAAGCAGAGAAAACAAAGAGAAGAAAGGAUACAUUUUUUUUAAAUACAAAGUAGAGAAAAAAGAAAAGGAAAAAUUAAAGAAAAGAAAAGAUAGAUAGACAAAACAAAAGAAAAAGAAGAGAAAAAUAGAGAUGAGAUGAAAAAAUAAAGAAAAAAAAGAAAUGUAGGCUUAAUAAGAAUACAGGAAGGUGGAAAUACAGAAACUGGCAGACUACACUCAGACACAACUGGAAUGCUCUUGCUGCUCUAUCACUAUGAAGACAUUUGAGGAGUGUUGUUAUCAAGAACAGUUUUAACAGCUAUCUGCUCUCUUCUGCAAUAAAAGCAGAUGUUAAUUUUUUGUAUGGUAUGUUUUACAAGUUUUGUAGUAAUAUGAUAUGGCAAACAGAAAAAUCACUAUUUUAAUGACAUCUAUAUUUAUUUUUUCGUAGUAGAUCAUCAUUAGUGAUAUGAAUGUUACAAGCUAUUUCUAGAUAAUUAUGAAAUUAUCUAACUUGGAAAAUGGGAUGCCCUGUUCUUUAACAUACUUAAUCGUAUAAGCCAUAUCAUUCUAAGUAUUUUUAACCCCAUUUAUGUUUAUGGAUAAAUUGUAUUGAAAAUACUCUAAAUGAAAAGGAAUAUAUGAUUAGACAGGUAAUAACUCUAAAGCAAGAGAAAGCCCAUCAUUCAGAUUAGAUAUAUAUAAUAUCAUAUUUAGAAAUAGCUCUUUAAUAUUCAUGUCACUUUAAUGAUAUUCAUAGAACACACACACACACACACACACACACACACACACACACACACACACACACACACACACACACACACACACACACACACACACACA
Messenger RNA from Portunus trituberculatus (swimming crab), 5658 nucleotides. Its product is annotated as zinc finger protein 84-like. The record is from RefSeq and is a predicted model, not a curated record. Gene Ontology annotation, cellular component: nucleus. The coding region runs from base 1913 to 4585 and encodes 890 amino acids. The transcript has 2 exons. NCBI's taxonomy places the organism in Eukaryota, Metazoa, Arthropoda, Malacostraca, Decapoda, Portunidae.